Metarhizium brunneum ARSEF 3297 is the source of this 1041-nucleotide messenger RNA. RefSeq names its product Sphingolipid long chain base-responsive protein PIL1 (gene PIL1). Lineage: Eukaryota; Fungi; Ascomycota; Sordariomycetes; Hypocreales; Clavicipitaceae. Gene Ontology annotation, molecular function: lipid binding. Gene Ontology annotation, biological process: endocytosis; eisosome assembly. The record is from RefSeq and is a predicted model, not a curated record. Gene Ontology annotation, cellular component: plasma membrane; eisosome filament.
AUGCAUCGCACCUAUUCUAUGCGCACCACCCGUGCGCCCACUGCAUCCCAGCUGCAGAGUCCGCCUCCGCCUCCCUCAUCCACCAAAUCCGGUCGCUUCUUUGGAAAGGGUAAUCUGGGUCAUGCCCUGCGCCGCAAUGCAGGUGGCGCCUUUGGCCCCGAUCUGGCCAAGAAGCUGGCGCAGCUCGUCAAGAUGGAGAAGAAUGUGAUGCGAAGCUUGGAGACUGUCGCCAAGGAGCGCAUGGAGGUUGCUCAACAACUGUCCAUCUGGGGAGAGGGCGGCGAUGAAGACGUUUCCGACGUUACCGACAAGCUUGGAGUAUUGCUAUACGAGAUUGGCGAGCUGGAGGAUCAGUACGUCGACCGCUAUGACCAGUAUCGUAUUACCAUGAAGAGCAUCCGCAACAUUGAGGCUUCCGUUCAGCCUAGUCGAGACCGCAAGCAGAAGAUCACCGACCAGAUUGCUCAGCUGAAGUACAAGGAGCCCAAUUCACCCAAGAUUGUCGUCUUGGAGCAGGAGCUUGUCCGUGCCGAGGCCGAGUCGCUCGUCGCCGAGGCUCAGCUCUCCAACAUUACUCGCGAGAAGGUCAAGGCUGCCUAUACGUACCAGUUCGAUGCUCUCCGUGAGCAUUGCGAAAAAGUUGCCAUCAUUGCCGGCUACGGCAAGCACCUCCUUGAGCUCAUUGACGACACCCCGGUCACUCCCGGCGAGACCAGGCAGGCAUACGACGGAUAUGAAGCUAGUAGGGCCAUCAUUCAGGACUGUGAGGAUGCCCUCACUAAUUGGGUUACGGCCAACGCCGCCAUCUCCUCCAAGCUCUCCACCCGCUCCCGCACUCUGUCCCAGCGCCGCCGCAACAACAUUCGGACCAGAAAUGAGGGCGGCCACGAUCUGUCUGCACAGGACGCUCCUCUGAAUGAUGGUGGCUCUUGGGUGGGACGCCACGGCGAGGAAAGCGAGGAGGAAGAGGAGGAGGAGGAGGUUGGCAGCGAUAUCAACGCUGAGGCUCGCGGCCGUACCAAGGAAGCUCUCGCCGCUUAA